Messenger RNA from Penicillium maclennaniae, 1131 nucleotides. RefSeq names its product CapA family protein. The record is from RefSeq and is a predicted model, not a curated record. The transcript has a single exon. Bases 1 to 1131 code for a protein of 376 amino acids. Lineage: Eukaryota; Fungi; Ascomycota; Eurotiomycetes; Eurotiales; Aspergillaceae.
AUGAAACCGGAUUUCGUGAAAAUGGGAAAGACACAUACCCUCACAUUCACCGGCGACGUAAUGCUCGCCCGCCUCAUCGACCAACUCUACCCUACACACAUCCACGACCCAUCCUCCGCCGCCACCGCAGAUCACUUCAGGGAAACAUACCCAACCCUAUCAACCGGAACCUACAAUCCCUCCUCACCAUGGGGCACAACCCUCCCCCUCCUCCGCAAUUCAGAAAUUACGCUCAUCAACCUCGAAACAGCCGCAACGACAUCUCCAACACCAUGGCCUGGUAAAGCGUUCAAUUACCGCAUGCACCCUGCCAAUCUGGCUCCUAUCUUGCGUGCUGCGAAGGUCGGGUAUGUUGGGUUGGCGAAUAAUCAUACCCUUGAUUUUGGUGUUGAGGGAUUAUUUGAGACUAUAAGGACCGUUCAAAGGACCGGAAUACCAUUUGCCGGGGUUGGAGAGAGUCCUGAGGAGGCACGUAGACCUGCUGUAUUGAAGUUGGGACGGGAAGGUCGUGGAUUUGAGGUGCUUGUUUAUGCGGCAGCGGAUCAUCCGAGUGAGUGGGGUGGUGUGGACGGGUUUCACCUCGUCGAUUAUACGUUUGAGACGAGGCGGAGGUUAAAGGAGCUUUUGAUGUCUGUUGGUGCGAGAUCAAAGCCGGCGUUGAAGAUAUUUUCAGUUCAUUGGGGUCCGAACUAUACGUGGGAACCUGGAGAGAAGAUUAGGGGAUUGGCUCAUUUCUUGGUCGAUGAGUGCGAGGUCGAUAUUGUACAUGGUCAUUCGUCGCAUCAUGUUCAGGGUGUCGAGGUUUAUCGUGGGAGAUUGAUCGUCUAUGGAUGUGGGGACUUUGUGGAUGACUAUGUUGUACAUGAUGAGUAUAGAAAUGAUCUUGGGGCCUUGUGGAGGGUUAAUGUCAAAGAGGGAGAGAUGGACAAUGGGAAGGGUAAGCUGGUGCUUGAUCGCUUGGAGAUUUUUCCUACACGCAUUGAAAGGUUCAAGGCAAUGCUGCUUGGAGUCGACGAUGAGGAUCAUGAGUGGGUGCGAAGAAAGGUUUCGAUGCUUAGUAUGGAGUUAGGGACUCUGGUACGCGAGAACAUUGGUAGUGAAGGUCAAAUUGUGGUUGAUAUUGAUCAGUGA